UGUCGUAUAGAACAGAUAAUAAUCACAGUCAAAGUAUGAUUUAUUUUGCGUUCUUCUUUUUUGCUGUUUCUGCAGCUGCGACGGAAUUUCCAUGUACCUUUCCAAGUCCAUGGUCGAACCAAACAUUUUCAAUUUCUAGUACUGGUUUUGCUACUGGGUAUUGGCAGUUUAACACUAAUUGCCAAACAUAUACAUCUGGCAGAUUUACAUAUAUGUGUCAUCAAAUAACAGAACGCUUCAUUGUUGUCCGAUUACAGGGUUCUGACAAAUUCAGAUGUUUUCCGAUCUUUUACAAUCUUCAAGAUGCUCCUUUAGGGUUUACAUUUGGAUUCAGUUUAAGCAAAACGUUUGCCAACAAAACGGGAGAAUUUACAGAUAUAUGUGAAGUCUGUGAAAUGCCAGUUGCCACUACGGUAGCUAAAGCUCAAGGAUCACCUGCCUUGCCCCCACCGUCUCGUUCCUGUGAUAUACCUUCAAUGUGCCCCUCACCUGGUACAGCAUGUAGUGCGAAUGACGUCAUCCCUAAAGGUUCUGGAUGUCCAAUUCCUACACCAACCCCAUCUGAACCAACAACAACCACGCCUGAACUAACAACAAGUGUGCCUACAAGUACUUCUGAAGCAAAGACAGCGACUCGUGUCUACCGCAGUCAUUGCAGGAAGAGAAAUCACCGACAUCCUUAGUGUCAUCAUAUAGUGACAUGAGAUAUCACCGACAUCCUUAGUGUCAUCAUAUA
This is a messenger RNA of Mytilus trossulus (common blue mussel), 736 nucleotides long. RefSeq lists its product as uncharacterized. The transcript has 6 exons. Lineage: Eukaryota; Metazoa; Mollusca; Bivalvia; Mytilida; Mytilidae. Bases 36 to 683 code for a protein of 215 amino acids. The record is from RefSeq and is a predicted model, not a curated record.